UGCAGCACAUGAUGAGUCCUGUCAUAUCUAGACACCAUCCGCUUUCACCUUCUGUUUACUGAAACUGCUGUCCUUCUUUAACCAGAGAUAUGGAAGAAAGUGCGAUCAUGGCGUUUAUCCGCAAGUACCUAUGGUUAUGGGUGGUCGUUGGCAUGGUUUUCGUGUCUGUGGUGAUCAGCAUCAUCUUCAUGUUCAUCUGCAAGUGCAUAUCAAGAAAAAGAGGCCAACACAAAAUCCCCACUGUGAAAAACGAAUUCAACUUCAAAACUGAGAGCAACAAAUACCAGCAGAGAAACAUUGAAACGGGCACUCCACCUCUACCUCCGCGGACACAGUUUCUCAUGGCAGAAGCCCAAAGCUACGAGAACCUGGCUGAGGAGAGCCAGAGCAUCCACGACUACGAGGAUGGCAACUGUGAGCAGAAUGUAAGCAACCACGAGGAAAGCAUCCACGACUACGAGGAUGGCAACUGUGAGCAGAAUGUAAGCAACCACGAGGAAAGCAUCCACGACUACGAGGAUGGCAACUGUGAGCAGAAUGUAAGCAACCACGAGGAAAGCAUCCACGACUACGAGGAGAGCACAGAACUCCAGGCUGACUACGUCAAGAUGGAGGGAGACAUAAUGUUUCCUCCUCCUCCAAUCUUCAACAGCAUGAGCGGUAGUGUUUUGGAGGCCCAAAGCUACGAGAACCUGGCUGAGGAGUGCCAGAGCAUCCACGACUACGAGGAUGGCAACUGUGAGCAGAAUGUAAGCAACCACGAGGAAAGCAUCCACGACUACGAGGAGAGCACAGAACUCCAGGCUGACUACGUCAAGAUGGAGGGAGACAUAAUGUUUCCUCCUCCUCCAGUCGUCAACAGCAUGAGCGGUAGUGUUUUGGAGGCCCAAAGCUACGAGAACCUGGCUGAGGAGAACGACUAUGUGGAGAGCGUGGACAAUCAACCGGACUAUGUGAAGAUGGACAAGGAAGAUCAAGCAGGAGACAACACCUCCACGGAAGACUAUGAUGACAUCGGGGGUGAAGAAGACGAUGAGGAGGACUAUGAUGAUGUGGGAUAAAACCCAACACAACGAGAUGGAGACAGUUUUGAAUUCUGCUGAGCAGAGAUUAUCCUUACUGAAGAUUUCUCUUGUCUUUUUGUAUUUUUUUAAUAACAUUCAUUGAAAAAAAGAAAAUAAUUGAAGUACUGAAGACACUGAAAUCUGCCGAGUGGUGUCGAGACAACUGGUUUGAUCUUUAAGACGGUGAUUCUUUUUAAUAUAUCGAAAAAAUUCUGUUUUUCAUCUGAAUGUUGGAAUUGUUUGUUUUUUUACUGAAUACAUUAACAAGCAGUGACUUGCACAGGGUCCCAGAUUAGGAUGAUAUCUGGAUUUGCAAACUACACAUGAAAGCAAUCAAACUAUAUUUCUUUGUCUUCUUCUGACUUAAAUGUCAGAAGAAACUCUUUAGUUUUAAACAUGAAGCUUUUGCAUAUAUCAUGUGUAGAUCAUUCCCAUGGUUUUUGAGAAGGAACAGACUAUGUUGCUGGUGGCUUUCGUUAUGCUCAGUUUGGCGAGAUUUGGUACUUUUUUAAUGAGCUGAAUCAACUAGAUCAACAGUGUAAGUAAGGUUUUUGCUGUAUGAAACACAAAAAACUAUUGGAGCUUCAAAUUUGAUUCUAACUAAACAUAAGACAUGAAAUCUGAAAGUCUGUAACUGCAACAGCCUGAGAUGUUUUUCUUUCUUUAUGUGUUUGUUGAUUUAUUUAUACACAUGAACAUUGAUAUAAGAUUAAUAUGUAAUUUUUGGGGGGAUUUUUGCUUCUUUUCUAAACUAAAUAUCAGUGUAAAGGGGGUCUCCCCCUGUCCAGAUCCCAAACAUUAUCAGUGAGGCGUCUGACUAUCGAUCAUAUGGUGGGUUUGUUUACUUUUGUAUAUCAGUUGGUCCGUUUGAGUGGUUAAUAAGUGGGCAGUGAUGACAUGUUUGCAUGAUCAGAUCCCGGGCAGUGAGUGAGUGGGGCAGAGGGGCAGUGAUUACAGUGGUUGGUUAUAUGUAUGCACAGUAUCUAUACAGUCCUGUGAAAAACUAAGGAUUGAUUUGUGAUUCAGUAGCUUAUAGAUCCACCUUCAGCAGCAAUAACUCAGAGUAACUGUUUUGUGUAUGACUUUGUCAUGGUUGUGAAAAAACGUUGCUUCACGUCUUUUGUUUACGUACAGCUCUCUUGAGGAUGCGCCACAGCAUUUCAGUCGGGGUCAGGUCUGCACUUUAAUUCUUUUCUUUUAUUCACCAUGAUGUUGUAGAUUUACUGCUGUGUUUGGGAUCAUUGUUCUGCUGAGUCAGCGAAUUUGGGCCACGCUUUAACUGCUGGACAGAUGGCCUCACAUUUGACUCUAGAAUACUUUGGAAAAUACUUUGGCACACAGAGGAGUUCAUGGGAGACUGAAAGGUGUCCUGUGACUGUGAAACAAGCCCAAAUCAUCAUCCCUCCACCACCGUGCUUCACAGUUACUAUAGUGUGUUGGUUUUUGCCAGAUGUACUUUUGCACAAUGUCCUUACAUUUGCAAAGACAUUGUUCUUGAAACUUUGUAACCGUAAUCCAUGCCACCAUGUUUAAUUUAGACAGAAGAGACUUUCUUCUGGCAACUUUUUGAACAAACCAUACUUGUUCAGUCUUUUUCAAACUGUAGGCAAGGCAAGGCAAGUUUAUUUAUAUAGCACAAUUCA
Maylandia zebra (zebra mbuna) is the source of this 2707-nucleotide messenger RNA. It is a transcript of the gene scimp, whose product is annotated as SLP adaptor and CSK interacting membrane protein. The record is from RefSeq and is a predicted model, not a curated record. Gene Ontology annotation, cellular component: membrane; tetraspanin-enriched microdomain; immunological synapse. Lineage: Eukaryota; Metazoa; Chordata; Actinopteri; Cichliformes; Cichlidae. Gene Ontology annotation, molecular function: protein binding.